GCAGGGGUUGGUAUUCGUAUGGUCGUUUGUGGUUGUUUUGUUAUAUGCUUUUCUCUCUAUUUCAUAUCCUGCGUCUUCGCGGCUCCUCUUGACCACCACGCUUCGAUUUUCUCUCCUUCUCGUUCAUUUUCACCAUCAAAACCAUUUCAUUUCUCUCCCUUUCUCUGUCAAAACAACUCACACAUAACUUGUGAUAAUAUGAAAGACAGCAGCCUUUUAUCAUCUCAAUUUCCUUGAGUCUUUUUAUUCUGAAAGUUGGCAAUCAGUUUUGUUAUAGGUGCAGCAAAGUUUAACCCAAAAACAAGGCCAAAAUGUCUAGUUUUGUGGGUGUACUUGUGUCUGAUCCAUGGCUUCAAAGUCAGUUCACCCAAGUCGAGUUACGCAGCCUCAAAUCCAAGUUUAUUUCAAUAAAGACUCAGUCGGGUCGGGUCACGGUGGAAGAUUUGCCGCCUGUUUUAGCAAAGCUAAAGACUUUAUCUGAAGUGAGUAAUGAGGAUGAGAUUAAGUCCAUCUUGUCAGAGUCCUAUAAGGACAUGACUGCCGAGAUCGACUUUGAAUCUUUUCUUCGGGCAUUUUUAAAUUUGCAAGCCCGAGCAACAGAGAAAUCAGGAGGUUCGAAGAGUAGUUCAUUUCUAAAAGCAACCACAACCACUUUUCACCAUGCUAUUAAUGAAUCCGAGAAGGCUUCUUAUGUUGCCCACAUCAACAACUACCUGGCUGAGGAUCCAUUCAUGAAAAAAUAUCUUCCAAUAGAUCCAGCUACGGAUCAAUUAUUUGAAGUUGCUAAAGAUGGUGUUCUACUUUGUAAGCUUAUCAAUGUAGCAGUUCCUGGGACCAUAGAUGAACGAGCUAUUAACACAAAACAUGUCCUCAAUCCAUGGGAGAGGAACGAAAACCAUACGCUUGGCCUUAAUUCUGCAAAAGCUAUUGGCUGCACAGUGGUUAAUAUAGGCACACAGGACCUGGCUGAAGCAAGACCCCAUCUGGUACUUGGAUUGAUUUCUCAAAUAAUCAAGAUUCAAUUGUUAGCUGAUCUCAAUCUAAAGAAAACUCCUCAACUUUUGGAAUUGAUGGAUGACAGCCAGGAUGUGGAGGAGCUUAUUGGAUUACCGCCUGAAAAGGUUCUGCUAAAAUGGAUGAAUUUUCAUCUCAAGAAAGCUGGCUACCAAAAGGAAGUUACAAACUUUUCUUCUGAUUUAAAGGAUGGAGAGGCUUAUGCUCACUUGUUGACCGCUCUUGCACCAGAAUAUAGUAGCCCUGGAACGUUCGAUACAAAAGAUCCUACUGAAAAGGCAGCCAAAGUUCUUGAACAGGCAGAGAAAAUGGAUUGCAAAAGAUAUCUCACUCCAAACGAUAUUGUUGAGGGUUCACCCAAUCUUAACCUUGCAUUUGUUGCCCAAAUAUUUCAGCAAAGGAAUGGAUUGUCCACUGACAGCAAUAAGUUAUCCUUUGCUGAGAUGAUGACAGAUGAUGCAGAAACUUCUCGAGAAGAGAGAUGUUUUCGACUGUGGAUUAACAGUCUUGGUAUUCCUACAUAUGUCAACAAUGUAUUUGAGGAUGUCAGGAAUGGAUGGGUUCUCUUAGAAGUUCUUGACAAAGUUUCACCUGAAUCAGUUAACUGGAAGCAGGCUUCUAAGCCUCCCAUAAAGAUGCCAUUUAGAAAAGUUGAGAAUUGUAACCAAGUUGUGCAAAUAGGCAAGCAGCUAAACUUCUCUCUUGUGAAUGUUGCUGGGAAUGAUAUUGUGCAAGGAAAUAAAAAGUUGAUAAUAGCUUUUUUGUGGCAACUGAUGAGGUUUAAUAUGCUCCAACUCCUGAAAAACUUGAGAUCUCACUCCCAGGGAAAAGAGAUUACCGAUGCUGACAUUCUAAACUGGGCAAACAAAAAGGUGAAGAAGGCAGAUAGAACCUCUCAAAUGGAGAGCUUCAAGGAUAAGAACCUUUCAACUGGGACGUUCUUCCUUGAUUUACUUAGUGCGGUGGAGCCAAGGGUGGUCAAUUGGAGUCUUGUUACGAAAGGGGAAACUGAGGAGGAUAAGAAGUCAAAUGCAACCUAUAUAAUCAGUGUUGCACGAAAGAUCGGGUGCUCUAUUUUCUUGUUACCUGAGGACAUUAUAGAGGUAAACCCGAAGAUGAUCCUCAUUUUGACUGCCAGCAUCAUGUACUGGAGCCUGCGACAUGGCCAGCCGGAUUCAUUCCCUGCUGACAACAUUCCUGAUGGCGAGGAUGAGACAGUCCCGUCUGGUGAAGGAAACGAAGAAAAUGAAUCUUGAUAAAGAAUGAACCGAAGAAAAAGUUUUUCUAAUUCUUUUUUUCUUAAUCUCAGAUAGCAGAUAUCCAGAGCUCUUCUUAAAGUGCUUGUAAACUACAAAAUAGUCCUGUAAAUUUUGCUUUUUUUUUUAAUGUAAUUAGAAUGACAAAAAUUAUCACUGACUAUGCUGAAUAAUGUGAUCUGGGGAGGACAGGAUGAAGAGAGUUUUUUACUUCCAUUCUUAGAAACAGUUUUUUUGUG
Molecule: messenger RNA, 2509 nt
Organism: Mangifera indica (mango)
Lineage: Eukaryota; Viridiplantae; Streptophyta; Magnoliopsida; Sapindales; Anacardiaceae
Product: fimbrin-5
Exons: 15
Coding region: 312-2270 (652 amino acids)
Biological process (GO): actin filament network formation; actin filament bundle assembly
Cellular component (GO): cytoplasm; actin filament bundle; actin filament
Molecular function (GO): actin filament binding
Source: RefSeq, a predicted model, not a curated record